AAUGGGCGUAAAUCCAUGCCCCUACCCAGAAAGCAUGAGAAAGCAUGUUCAGAUUUUCUCCACGAAUUUACUUCUAUAAUAGGCAAAUUACUUAUAUUUUUAGGUCCAGAAGACAGUCUAUUUUAUUCACUAGAGUAGGUAACAAAUAGAAGUGUACGUUUAUUAUCAUGGCGUGUGCAGUUGACGCACAGAAUUUGAUCUCUAUUUCUUUGCGGAAAAUGCAUAACUCCAGAACGCAGAGAGGAGGUAUCAAGCUCCACAAGAACUUGCUGGUCACAUAUGUCCUGAAAAACGCUAGAGAUUUUUACUUGAGCAUGGAGUUUGCAGAAAUUUAUAGCUGCCUACAGCAGAACGGAGAGAUGAGGACUGUCUGUGAUGAAAAGCAGGACUCUUUUGAAAUGACCGGGAACUGUGAGGAUCUAGCUGGUGAGUUUUGCUGCAACUACACAGGGGAUGUGUUGGACACUUACCACUGCGCAGCGCCACAAUCGGCUUGCCACCCAGCAAUGGUGCCCGAUGCGCACAUCCAAACGGCACCUGCCUGUUUCAUGGCUCCUGUCUAUCAAUGUGACCCUAACCUCAAGUCCUCGGGGGUCUGCUGGGACUGUUAUGCGGAACCUUACACAGCCAACCAGGACAUUCCUGUCUCAAACACACACAACCAAAAGACUGUAUUGGACUUGGACACACAUGUGGUGACUACUGUCGAGAAUGGAUAUCUCCCCCCAGACUACUGCGUGUCAUUAAAACAACAUGGUCAGGGCCCGCAAAGUUCUCAUAAGAAACGAAAAAUGGAUUCAAGUGAUGCUUCUGAUUCCGAUUAUCUGUCAGACUUUGUGCCCAUGUCAUGCAAACGCAUUAGAUCUGAUGACGUUUCUUGUUGUAAUUCUGAACAACUGGACACACCGAACAUCUCCAACCUCAUGUCAGUGUUAGGCUCGGGGUUUACUGAGCUGUUGAACUGGCAAACGGACGUGGAACAGGUAGUAAACGGACAAACAAACUGUUGUAAACAAGCACUGGCGGGCAGCGGUGCAUGGACUAGAGCAAUUGAGGCUUUUUGAUUGACACACUUUACAUUUUUCUACAAACCAUUGGUGGUCUCAAAAAAAAUACAUAAUUGAUAUACUUAACACUGUUCUGCUCUUUUUCAAUUUAAAAGCUGUUGAGCUCAAUUUAAAUUGUACUUUGGGGAGAGGGCUCGCGCAAUAUGUGCGAUGACCUAUGCUAACCAUGGAUUGCUGAUGCUAUGUAUGCCUAUUGGCCAUUUAGAGGCUAUGAAGCCACGGGCCGGCCAUAUUGGCAUUCCCCAGUACGUGCAGUCCUUGGUAGCAAUGAAUGGAAUUUCACAGCAUUUCAUUUAAAUGUUUCAAGGGAACAAUUAAAUGUAUGUAAGUAUUUGUGUCGUUUUAUUGGGGACAGUAACAUUAGUAAUGUCCAAAAAAAUAUACUUUAAGGAUUUAAAAAAAACAUCUUUUUUACAUUUUGAAUGUGUAUCUUACAUUAAGGUGUCUGUAAUAAAAUACAUGUAGCAAUCGAAUGUGGGCAAAAAAUGCAUUUAUAUAGCUUCCAAAAUGUUUUUCUUUACACUGGUGGGGGAGUGCCAAGAUGGAGGCACAGUGGCUUCAACACAGCGCAUCCAAAAUGUUUUCUAGUGUGUAUAUGUAAUUCAUUGGAUAUAGUGUUUUCUCCUGCACCAAGUUGUUGCCUUCAUGUGCCUUGCAUGCCUUGCUCAAAUGUGUGAUGCAGAACCAGCUCCACCAUGCGGUGAUGGAAAAGAACUACACCAAUUUAUUGCCAAAUACAUUUUGAUAACUCCCGUGAAAUUAUAAGAAAAUUAGCAGGUGUGUUAUGCAUUUCAUAGACCAGUAUAGGCUGUUUUAAUUAGGCCUGUAGACCAAGUACAUUUAUUGUGUAAUGAUGUCUUACACUAUUUCUGUGCCAUCAUACUUAAUUAUGGCACUCUACAAAGCAAGGGACUAUAAUUUUUUUGUAACUGAAGAAUACAUUUAUUUGCAUAUUUCCGUUAAGGAACGCCUACUCUGUUUAGUGCGCGUGUGUAAUAACUCAAUUCGCCUUUGCGCUCUUUCUAAACAACGCCAUUUUUAGAAACGUUGGCAAAGGGUAAAGUCUACAAAAAGCAGUCUAUCUUGUUUUAUUUUUUUAAGAGAGAUUUUAAUUUAGGUAACAAACUGUAUGGAGAUGAAAUGUUUCAUCGAUGAGAAAAAUGUGCAGAACUUCGGCCAAAUCCAUCUCGCUUCAUCUUCUCCCACUUGGCUUCCUCUCAUCACCAUAUUUGGUAGUGAGUGGAAAACGCCAGCCGGAUGCUUCACAUUUAUCUGUGCCUUCUCCUUUAAUGAGGGGUACGGACCUCCCAAGGAUUCCAGAUAGCGAAGGCAGAUUGAAAAAGGCAACAAUUUAGCCCUCUCCAAGGAUGUAUUCAUUAAGGAAACCUUUUGCCGUUUAACAACGGAAACGGGGAGGGACCUACUUGAAUUUGUCCAAUAGAAACUAUCGUUUACGCUUUCCUUUUGGAGUAGACUGUUUCUGUUGCAAAAUCAGACGAAACGUUUUGCAACAGAAUUGGAGUAAUGAUUACAACCCAGCUCUAGCCAUAGGUUCGAUUUAAGGACGGGGGCUGCGGAGAACACCGAUACUUUUGAGUAACAAACGCCAUGCGUAGGCUACGUCCUUGAGGAAUUAAAUGACAGUUCGAGGUGUUUAAA
Messenger RNA from Oncorhynchus kisutch (coho salmon), 2726 nucleotides. Its product is annotated as immediate early response gene 5-like protein. Bases 168 to 1064 code for a protein of 298 amino acids. The record is from RefSeq and is a predicted model, not a curated record. The transcript has a single exon. Lineage: Eukaryota; Metazoa; Chordata; Actinopteri; Salmoniformes; Salmonidae.